Molecule: messenger RNA, 4807 nt
Organism: Linum trigynum
Lineage: Eukaryota; Viridiplantae; Streptophyta; Magnoliopsida; Malpighiales; Linaceae
Source: the annotation of a GenBank genome assembly
UUACUAGUUAGAUUGAAUUUUUUUUUUUUCAAAUACAAAUACUAAUCUACAUAAAUUUGACAACACUGGAUUCAUAACGGGUUUGGUCUUUGUUGUUUCCAGCCAAUAGUCAUGUCCAUCCUUCGCAACGCAAAUCAAUUCGUGGUUUACCAUAAUGUAGUUUGAUUCUUCUUCUUCUUCUUUUUGAGAGAAAAUUGAUGGGGAUUUAUUGAACUCAAGAAUCAAUCAGUCUCAACGGCUACAACAUCAGCUACCAUAAUAAGUAAGCUAUUACAAUCAAAACGAGACUCCUCAAAAUCAGAGACUAUAUGGACUAACAAAUGAGCAACAUUGUUUGACUUUCUAAACACAAAAGACCAGUCACGAACAUCAAUACCCUCCACUUCCUUCGAGAUAUCCGAACAAAUGCUCCCCGAUUCAGUUAUGCAAGUUCUGUGAAAUUUCAGAAGCUGAAUAAUCUUUCUACAAUCAGGUUCAAUAACAACCGGUCCAAAACCUUUCUCUUUAACCAAUCUAAUACCAUAAAGAAUUACUAUACCUUCAGCAAGCUCGGGAGACCACUUAACUUUGAGUCUUCUACCGCAAAGACACCUUUGUCAUUCCAAUCUCUUAGGAUACAUCCCUAAGCCAAAUGAGUUCAUUUUCUCAGCCCCUUGGGUGCAAGCAACCUUGUUAGCACUAUGCAUGUUCGUAUGUUUCAAUAAAUAAAAAAAAUAACGAAAAAUGAUAAAAAAAAAAUUAACCUAGAAAGACGAUAAUGUAGCCGUUAUCAUAUCAUGUUCCUCCACAGAAAGCAAAGCAUGGAAAAAGGCCCAACCAAGCUUUACCGAAAAGCAAGCUUCAUCCCCUUUCCGAAUUUUGAAAUUUGAGGCCCGUCCGUCCGCCCAUCCUUUUCAGCGCGAUCCCGUUGUUGUCUCUUCUGUUUACAUUCGAUUCGGACCAGUGCUUCCAAAACUCAAAAUUGGACCACUUCGCCGGUGGAGAGAAAUAAAAUUUAGCCACUUCGAACCAAUCCACUCAAAUUAUGGGCCCUGCCCCUGCAUUUAUAGCUACACCUCCCUUUUCUGGCCAUCCCUUUCUAGAUCUGGCACUGGACUUAAAGCCCGAAACCCUUACCGAACUUUUUUCUUUGGGGUAGAAUCAUGAGCCCCAAGUUUUGCCAUCUCAAUGGGCCACUUUCUAGCUGGGCCGUCUAAUUUGAUGUGUGCUUUUGCCUUCCCCAACUUGGGUCCAACUUCUCAUGGGCUCAGAACUCACGGCCCAAACCUCCUCGAUAAGAAACCACUCAACUGACGACCGACAACCGGCUAUCACAGCGGCUUCCAGGCGCCGCGGGAAGAACGAAUUGCAGAACUCACGUUUCCCAAUUCUUCUUCUUCCUCUUCCAUCUCCUACGUCGAUCGUCCGUUACUGAAGAACGAAUGAAGGUAAAAGUUAAAUCUCUUUCGAAUCCUUGUGUUAAUCUUCCAUCAUCAGCUGUGCAUCUGUUUCGAACUUCUUCGUUUUCUUUUGGGGGGAAUCGCCUCUGUUCGCUUUUCUCCGCCCUUGAUCGAGUUCUGUUUUUUUGCUAUCUGGGUAACGCGAUACGUUGUGAUUCCAAUUUACCAUCCCCGAUUGGAUUCGUGACUUUCUUCGCAAAUCUGCAAGCUUUUGGUAUGUAACUAUGUAUCAAUCAAGUUCUUUAUCGUUUCCAUUGAGCCAAUUCGAUUUCUGUUGCUGGGUGCUGGCGGUUCUGUAUUGAUUUUCUCCAUGGUUUGUUAGAUUGGCCUUGGACUAAUCUGAAUGAGCGGGUUUACUUGUUUGCUGUGAUAAUUCUGUUCACAAUUCGAUCCUUAUGGAAUGAAUUUGAUCUUAUCAGGCGGAAUUUUGUAAACGAGCCAAAAGUAGAGGACUUUUGGAAUAUACUCCUGAUUUGAUUCUUCCGGAUCAGUGGAUGAUCAUUCGACCAUACUGGUGUUUGCUGUACUUCUGUGUCUACCGAUGUGGCCUUUGCAUGUUCCGUUCAGCAAGUUACUCAAUGUAGAAGCUGUAGAAGAAGAUGAAGAUGAAGUUAUAGAUGGAUGGUUUAGUCAGGAAAUGGGAAGACAAAGAAUUGUGUCCCUAUCACACUUUGUUGCAGUGCCGCAUAAAAACCAGCUUCACUCUUGGGAUUGUGGUCUGGCAUGUGCUGUUGUGGUUUUGAAUGCCAUUGGUGUCAAUGAUUGCAGCAUCGAUGCUUCAGCAGACAUGUGCUGCACAACUAGUAUUUGGACAAAUGAUUUGGCGUCUCUACUAAAGUGAUUUUCGGUUAGAUUUUCAUACUUAAGAGUGGCAAUCUAGUUGGAUGUUUGCAGGAGCAACUGUCAACUGAUGUACACAGAUUAGAUCUGUUAUUUGAAAAAGCAUCCGAGGAAGGGAUCAAUAUACUGGUAUGUUGAUUCAAACAUGUCAUUCUGUAUUUAUUAUCAUUUUACGUCGCAAACUGCUCAAUUAUGUAUUGGUGAUAUCUUGAGAUAUUUUGCGGUUUUGAGUACUUUAAGUGGAUUUUCGAGAAUAUUUAAUAGUUUCGUUAAUUAUAUUAUUUAGGAGUAGUUUAUGGAAACUACUCACAAUCUCGUUUAUCUUCCUCCCUAAAGCCCACCACUCAUUCUUCUCUUCCCUUCCUCAAAUCCUUCUUCAAGUUCCCGAUUCUUUCUCUAAGUCCUUAAAUCUCUCUAAAUUCUAGCCUAUCAUCCCUAAAACGAGUCCGUUGUCUCGUAUUUUAGUUGGUUCUUAUGUCAACUUCAAUUUAAUGCUGAUGAUUUUAGUUGCACAUCCAUCAGUUGUCUUGUAUUUUAGUUGGUUCUUAUGUGAACUUCAUUUUAAUGUUGAUGAUUUAGUGAAGAUUUUAAGAAGAUUUGCAUGAUCAAGGCAUUAAUCCUUACUUUCUACACUGCAGGUCAAUCAAUGAAAACGAACUCGCCCACUUGAUUUUAUCUGGGAACUAUAUUGUCAUUCAUUAGUUAAUCAAUACAAGUUGAGGUACGGUACAUUUAUUCUAUAAGAUUGUUUCGAUGUCUCUCAUUUCAUUGUUAAUUGAUCCUUCGAGUUGAAUGAUUUUAAAACUUUUCUUAUGUUUUUUUAUUUUUUUUGUACAUUUGCACAUGGUUAGAGGAUGCUAUCUCGUCAAGUUUGGAUGAUGACAACGAGACUAUGUAGGUGAGGAUAACAAAUCCGUGACAACAUUUUCCAUAUCGAUAUGUAUAUUGGAUAACGUACUAUCUUUGUUGCACUCUUUUUGAAUUGAAAAUUUUGAAUUAUUAUUUUUUUGCAAGUGUGAUUGUCACCAUUAAAAUAGUUUUUAACUUCUCAUUCCAUGUUCUCUUAAGUCAUUAUAUAGUGAUAUGUGGCUACCAUGUUGAUACUGACGAGUUUGAAAUACGACAUCCAGCAAGCCCCAGGUGCACUCCUUUUUCUUCAAUUUGUUCAUGUGGAUCUUUAUAUGCUCCAAUUUAUACAAAUCAAACUCUGUAAUCCAGUUGAUGAACCAAAUUUCGAACUUGAAAAAUUUAGGAAGAAUGAGAGAAUUUCAUCCAAAUGCUUAGAAGAAGCGUGAAAGUCGUUCGGAACGGAAGAAGAUCUUCUUGUGGUGAGCUUUUUAUCCUUUUCAUCCCACCACCAAAGAAAUCAAAUCUUCCCUGUCCAGUGUCUAGUCAGUGAAGUGGCUAACAAGUUCUCACCUGGGUUCCAUUUCUUCGAGCACAUAUCUCUGGAGAGCAACAACUGUUGUUGGAGGAAAUUUCCUCCUCCUCCACUCAUCAACACAUAAUAAUUCCAUUGACAUGUCAUUCUUCUUUCGGUGUUAACGAUGAACAAACAAACAGGUUGGUACCAAAGCACAUGUGAUCUGUCCAUAUGAUAACCUUUCCCUUUUGGCCACUUUUUAAGCACAGUUUUGCUUUCUUCCCUUUUUUCUGUUACUUGUAUGUAUGCCCGUAAGAAUUCAUACAGAUAACGUCCAAAAAUGUAUUUGGGAAGUGAAGUAAUGUACAAAAAAGGAGAAACAAAAUAAAAGAGCAGAGGCUUCUGAUCAUGAUACCGGCUACAGUCAUGUCGCUGUUGUGCUGUACCAUAUGAUACCAAAGACGAAGCUGAUUCCGUGAGGAUUCUUUGAAUCCAAUACCCCAAUUGUUGUGUUCUUUUCAGUUCCUCUGUUAUUUUAUGCUCUGUUAUCCAUUCUCUAUUUAAUUCGGGCCUCGCCGACAUAGGGUUUUCUUUUUAGGAUACUAAACCGACUAGGGUGCUUUUAGUUCAUUUGGGAAAUUGGGAUUAACGGUUUCUAAUCAUAUGUUAGCCUGUUAGGACCAUGGUCCAUGAAACCGUAUCGGAAAAGUCAGCGAUAGGGUAUUUUAUGACAAAACCGUAGUUCAACCGUUAGUACCGUUAAAUACCGCCUAUCGGUUGGUAUUUUGUGGUUGAACCGUCGGUACGAUACGGUUUAAUGGACCAUGGUUAGGACACCUGAUUACGAAGAAUUUUAGCAUCAUGGUCCAACUAAGAUCCAGUCCUGGUUGGAAAAGGAUUCAAUGAUGGACCAUAUAUAUUGAUAGUUGUUUAGGCUGGAUUGACAAUAAUGUUGUACGAGGUCAUAAACAAUAAGUGGCUCAACUACUUUGCUAUCACACCCUUUAAGACAACUCCACCAAUUCCUCUACCCAUUAUCGUGAGACUGAAUAAGGUUUUAGAAGAUACUGGUUAAUACUUGUUGGCUAACAAUUCUGAAAUCACGCUAUGGUGUCAUCAAUGAUCCUUCCUUCUUGUUGAAGGCUAAUCAAUAAUGAAAUCACGG